AUGGCCUCCGUAUCAGAUCCAGGGGUUUCAGAAAUGAAACAGGGACCGGUUUCGAUUCCUGUUACUGAAUCCAAAGAUAAAAAAGUCGAUGUUGCGUCGAGUUCCCUUUUGAGUGUCAGGACGAAGGAGGAGGACGACGAUGAGGAGGAGAUGGGGGACGAAUUCAAAUCCGAAGAUUUUGAAAGUGGUGAAACGACCGGCGGACUUGAGGGAUUAAUAGAAACAUUAUCCAAGAUCGUAGUUCAGGCACCACACAACACACCGAGAGAACUGGAAGAUCUCUCGAGAAUUGAAUUUCCUCUCAGUUACAAACAGAAUGAAGAAAAAGAAAAGAAGGUCUUGGAAUAUGCAGACAACUUCCGACGCCAAUAUAUCUACUUAUAUCGUGAUAGGAAACCAUUGUUGCUCUUCCCAAAAAAUGAGUGUGGUGUGGAAAAACUGGUGUGUACAACAAUUCGACCAACCCUGUUUCCUUACCCGGAACUCUACCAGUGGCACACCAUUUCGUUGUUUGUUAGUGAUUAUCUUCAGCCAGAGAUGCUCUACCCUUCAUAUGAACUGCCAGCAACCCUUUUGUCUCCGACAACAGUUCUGAGACGCCAGAGAGGAACUUGUUUUGAAUACUGCACCAUUUUGUGUUCCCUGCUGCUGGGGGCUGGUUACGAUGCUUAUAUUGUCAGUGGUUAUGCGACGUUGCAUGUCUGUUCAGCAGAUGAGACUCUCAAGAUCUGUCCUUACCUGGAGACGGAGGCAGAGGUUGAGCUGCCAGUGCCAGUAAACGUGAUAAAGAAGUAUGCUGUACGACCGCCGAAGGAUUUGACCAGUAAAUUUGAAGCCAAACAAGUGGCUCGAGCUCUGAAAGAGAAGAAGGAAAAUGAAGAAAAAGUUGUUGCUGAAGAACACGCUCGGAUUGCUAAACUUGAAGAGCCAGCCAUUGACUUGAUGCGAGGGAUGCGCGUUCACAGCUGGGUGUUGGUGUUGUCAGGGAUACGAGAAGUGGGCGAGAGUUUCUUCAUUGAACCCUUCACAGGAGAGGCGCAACCACUAAAGACAGACAGCUACCUUGGCAUAGAAUCGGCAUGGAAUCACAAGAAUUACUGGGUUAAUAUGCAAGACUGCUCAAAUGGAAUUUCGAAGAUGCAGUACGAUCUGAAUGAUGGCACCAAUUGGGAAUAUAUAUUUCCUCAAGAUGAACUGCCUUCCAAACGUUUUUUAGAAGAAGAUAUCCGUCUCGAUUUUGAAGAUGACGAGGAUGUUGAAAAAGAUUUUGAAAAAUACCUGGACAUGCCUCCUUCUUGGGUCGCUCCUUUAGAACUGAGUCUCACAGGAACCCGGCUGAAGAUGGUGAAGGAAAUCUUUAAACACCGAAUUGACAAACUUUACCUCAGGGAACGCAACCACGAGACUCAUUGGAUCACAGAAUAUUUCAAACCCGGACGAGAAUGUUCGUUGAAAGAACAUUGCUACAAAUUUGACAGUGCGGGUCCGGAGAGUGACCGGACAAUGAUAUUCUACCAUGAUGCCAGGGUCGAUGGGCUGGAAAAGAGAAUCGAAACAUCAGCUUCUAUGACUGAACAUUUUAUUGGACGUAAAGACUUACUCUGGUACAAGUUCGUUGAGUUUGGCACACGAUUGCUGGUGUUUGCUCCUCAGAUCAAUAGCGAUUUCGAACCAAGACCCAUACAGACCAUCAUCGAACAAUUUCUUCGAAAUCCAGAGAAAGUAGCCAACGAUGACUUUGCCAAGAGGGUUUUCUCACAAGAAAAAAUUUACAUUCAGUACCACAUUGGUGAUCCCAACGUUACAUAUUCUACCCGAGAAUUUAUCAAGUCCAGUAAAUGGACAGACCGUAAUGCCUUGUCCAUUGACUGGUCACCUGAAAUACACACAAACUUCCUGGUAGGUGAAGAGGGCUCUACCAAACGAGAAAUUGAUGUGUACAAUUUUGUAAGGAAGAUGAUAACAGAAGAAUUUGACAGCAGAGAUGAUACCAGGAAAGCUGAAAUGGAGGUGAGAAAGAUUCUAGAAAACCGAAUACAAGAGGAGAGUGUAAAUGACCUCGAAAUUUCUGUUUACGAUACACUACGCAACGAGAAGGCCAAAAUACGAAGGGAAAUACUGAAAGAAAAAGAAGAAAUGGAAGCAAAAAAGAAGAAAGCAACGCUUGAAGUGGAUUACUUGGCACCGUUUUUGGCCCGGAUUGGAGACCCUGAAAGGUUAACUCGGGAAGAGGCGAUCGGUGUGAAAGAAGCCUGCCUGGCCGACCUCAAGAAGAGAAUUGAAGAUAAAGCAAACUUAAUCCAAAUGCGUUUUGAGAAGGAAACCAAAGAAUUGGUGAAAAAACAGGAAUGGUACCAAAAGAAUCAGAUGACGAUGCAGAAAAACGAAGAAGACGAAUAUUUGAAAUAUUGCGAAGAAGCCAUCUUUAGAAUCCAUGUCCUCGAGGUUCGACUCAAUAGGUACAAAGAACUGGCUCCCAUGAAGUACAUGACUUUAGACAAGAAAUUAAAAGGUGAUCCACGACUGAGUCACAUCUUCCGAAAGUCUAAUAGUUAGCCGCACAUGAUGUUGAGAGAAAGACUGUCCAAGAGAAAUUGUGAUGCUAAAACGACUCCGUAGAUUAUUUCUCUUCAAAUAUUUCCAUUUUUUUUUCAUUCUUUUUUUGUUUCGUUUCGAGGAAUCGCCAUGUUUUGUAAUUGAAUGAAAUGUUUCCAAACUUUGCCCAGUUCGCUAAAUAUUUCAUUAUUUCACCACAGUUAACACAACAAUCAUUUUUAUUAGAAACAUGGAUAAAUAAACAUGGUUAUUUACUAUUA
Molecule: messenger RNA, 2816 nt
Organism: Octopus bimaculoides (California two-spot octopus)
Lineage: Eukaryota; Metazoa; Mollusca; Cephalopoda; Octopoda; Octopodidae
Product: dynein regulatory complex subunit 7
Biological process (GO): flagellated sperm motility
Cellular component (GO): motile cilium
Source: RefSeq, a predicted model, not a curated record